This is a messenger RNA of Loxodonta africana (African savanna elephant), 2379 nucleotides long. RefSeq names its product meiosis specific nuclear structural 1 (gene MNS1). Bases 522 to 1928 code for a protein of 468 amino acids. The record is from RefSeq and is a predicted model, not a curated record. NCBI's taxonomy places the organism in Eukaryota, Metazoa, Chordata, Mammalia, Proboscidea, Elephantidae. Gene Ontology annotation, biological process: cilium organization. The transcript has 10 exons. Gene Ontology annotation, cellular component: motile cilium.
GGUUUAAUAUAGUUAGAGCCUCCUGCUUCUACAGAAAGAUCUGAGAAUCCAGUGGGAGACUUGAGUUUGCGCUCUGGGGCCUCAGGCGCUGUGUGAGGCGCGUUCGCGGAGGCUCCCAGCCGUUCUUGGUUUCCCCCGCACUGUAAUAAAUAACGCCUCUAAAUCGUUUCUCAUAUUUCUGGGGAAAAAUGUAGAACCUCUGGACAAAUUAGUGAAAAUAAAAGUCCUGGCGAGAGUGAGUGAAGGGAUGGAUACCAGCGGUUGACCGAUUCAAUUUGUGUUGGGAAAACGUGACCAGCGUCCCAACAGCACCCUUGCCCGGGUUCGGGGCGUGGAAGGAGGAGAGGAGGGAUUCCCGCGUAGUGGUGAAGAAGUGGGGCUGUGGAGAUAGACAGCAUGUCUUUGAAUCCUAGUAUUGCUACUUAUUAGCCUCGGAACCUUGGGCUUCCAAAAGGAGAAAUUUGAGCUUUGCUGAAAGGCAUCAGAAAUUAGUAGAUGAAAACUACAGCAAAAAAUUGCAUAUGCAAGCGCUAAAAAAGAUAGAAAAUCAAGUCAGGGAUCUAAGAGUGAAGAAUGAAAAUGAUGACCGUGUUGAGCGCAAGAGAUUCCUCAGGUUAUUACAGAAUGAACAGUUCGAGUUGGAUAUGGAAGAGGGCAUUCAAAAGGCAGAAGAAAACAAAAGAUUGAGGGAACUCCAACUUGAACAAGAAGAAAAAUUGGCUGCAGAGUUGGCAAAACUAAAACAUGAAAGUCUAAAGGAUGAAAAGAUGAGGCAACAAGUAAGAGAAAACAGUAUUGAGCUCAGAGAAUUAGAGAAGAAAUUAAAAGCAGCGUACAUGAAUAAAGAAAGGGCAGCUCAGAUUGCUGAAAAGGAUGCCAUUAAAUAUGAGCAAAUGAAACGCGAAGCUGAAAUCGCUAGAACCAUGAUGGAGGAACAUGAGAGAGUGAUGAAGGAAGAGAAAGCUGCAGAGGACAGACGAAACCAAGAGAAAGCGCAGUGCUGUCGUGACUUAGAGAAACAACUCGAAGAACAAGAGAAAAAGAAGCAGGAAGCUUAUGAGCAGUUGUUGAAAGAGAAACUCAUGAUUGAUGAAAUCGUCAGGAAAAUCCACGAAGAAGAUCAAUUGGAAAGACAACAAAAGUUGGAAAAAAAGAAUGCAACUCGAAGGUAUAUAGAAGAGUUUCAGAAACAGCAGGCUGUCUGGAGACAAAAGAAACGUGAGGAGAUGGAAGAAGAAAAUAGAAAAAUUGUAGAGUUUGCCAACAUUCAGAAGCAAAGAGAAGAAGAUCGGAUGGCAAAAGUUCGAGAGUAUGAGGAAAAAAGACUACAGCUUCAGAAUGCGCUGACUCAGAAAUUAGAAGAAACACUGCGACAACGUGAAGAUUUUGAACAAGUGCAACAAGAAUUAUAUCAGGAAGAACAAGCUGAGAUAGAUGAGAGAAGACUAAAAGAAGAAGAAGAGAAAAAAUUGAGAAAGCAAAAGGAGAUGAAGCAAGACUUUGAAGAACAGAUGGCACUGAAGGAACUAGUACUGCAGGCUGUGAAGGAGGAAGAGGAGAUGUUUAGAAAAGCCACGCUGGCUAAACUGGCUGAGGACGAGCGAGUUGAAUUAAUGAAUGCUCAGAAACAGAGAAUGAAGCAGCUGGAACACAGGAGGGCUGUGGAGAAACUGAUUGAAGAACGUCGUAACCAGUUCCUUGCAGACAAAGAGCGUGAACUGGAAGAGUGGCGGUUGCAGCAAAGAAGACAAGGAUGUGUCAAUGCAAUUAUUGAAGAAGAAAGAAUCAAACUUCUCAAAGAACAUGCUGCACAAUUACUAGGCCAUCUCCCUAAAGGAGUAUUUAAAAAAGAGGAUGAUAUUGAUAUGCUUGGUGAAGAGUUCAGGAAAGCAUAUCAGAAAAGGAAAGAAGUUUGUGAAGAGAAGUGAUGUCGUCUGGAUUUAGUGAAACCGGGACUCUUCUGUAUGUUACCACUAGGUGUCAGCAUACCUUUUGUUUUACAGUUUGGGGACAUGGGAAUCCAUGAUCUAUUUGCAUUGUCUGAAAUAUUACUAUCGUAAUUUGUAAACAGUUAACUAUAAAAAAAAUUUUUAGUAAUAAAAUAUUACUGAAUAAUUUUUAUAGCAGCAAAAGUAAUUGCUUUUAGUCAAGCUGUUAUUUUUGUACUGAUAAUUAGAAGUUUUUUUUUUUUUAUUUAGAAGAUCUCAAUUUGACACCACAUUACAACAUGUCAUAUAUACCCGUUGCCAUCAAGUCAAUUCUGACUCAUAGCAACCCUACAGGACAGAGUAUAACUGCCCCAUAGUGUUUCCAAGGCCGUAAUCUUUACAAAAGCAGACUGCCACAUCUUUCUUCCACAUAACAGCUGGUGGGUUCAAA